Molecule: messenger RNA, 1389 nt
Organism: Funneliformis mosseae
Lineage: Eukaryota; Fungi; Glomeromycota; Glomeromycetes; Glomerales; Glomeraceae
Source: the annotation of a GenBank genome assembly
AUGCCCAUUGACUAUAGUAAGUGGGAUAAACUUGAACUUAGUGAUGACGACGACUUUGAAUGUCACCCGAAUGUAGAUAAAGCUUCUUUUAUUCGAUGGAAACAAGCGGAUAUUCAUCAAAAACGCGAGGAUAGGCGUAGAAAAAUUGAAGCCCUUAAACUUGAAACCUCAAAUAAUGAGGUAUUACUUGGUCGUAUUAACGAUAUGAUAAAACAAUUACAGGAAGGUGGUGUUGAAACUUUUUUGCAAACAAUUGAAAAUUUACGUGAGAAGAAUAAAAAAAUAGCAAUUGAAGCAAAAAAUAAAGAAGCUUUAGAAAAUGAUCAACCAAAAGAAGGUGAAGGUGAAAAACUUGCUUAUCCAACUUUUGAUCAAAUGAUGAGUGUUUUAUUUGAAAAAAUUCAAGAAGAAGUUAAAUACGAAAGCCCAGAAAUAGUUGGCGAAGGAUUAAUAGAUAAAUUAACUCAACAUCGUGAAAAAUUAAGUAAAAGACAAAAAGAAGCUAAACAAGAAUUGGAUAAAGAAGAAAGAGAUGCUAAAAAGAAGAUUACUAUGGACGAUAUGCACACUGGAUUCGAUAAGUCGUCUGUCAGCAAAGUCGCGAAAUUGGAACCUCCAAAACCCAAACCUAAACAUACCGAAAAGAAAAAAGAGAAAAUUGUUGAAGUGCUGAAUCCCGAAGCUCAAAUGAAAUCACUUGAUACUGAGAAGAGUUUCAAGUUUAUCACAAAACAUCCUGAAGUUGUGUCCCAAGAGAUAGUUGACCAAAUUUUAGCGGAAGCUUUUCAAUCUCAAUUGAAAGGAAAAGCCAAGUAUGCAAAACAGUCUGUACAUCAAGCAUGGCUUUUACAAUAUUGUCAAAAACUUGGAAAAGAUGGUGUUACACUUUUCUUCCGGAGGAUAACUGCACCGAAUCCUCAAGCACGUGAUGUUUUCAUGAAAGAUGUGAAUGAUACAUAUGAUCGUAUUCGUGAACGUUGUCAAAUUAUGGCAACAGAAAAAACACAGAAACCUCAACCUGCUAAGCAAGUAGAACAAAUUCAAAUCGAGGUGACGGAUCCCAACAUGUCACUUAAUGUUCGUAUUCCAGACGAAAAUGCUCCAGAUGAGGAAGGAAAGUCCAGAUAUCAACUUUUUGAAACUUUACCUGUUGAUUUCCAAAGAGCUUUAAAAACCGGCGAAAUAACUAAAAUCAAUAAAGUGUUAGGUGAUAUGAGCGUCGAAAAAGCUGAACAAGUUUUACAAAUUUGUGGCGAAGCAGAUAUUCUCUCAAUUGAACCAGGAAUUAUUGAUACAACACAAGGUGAAGUGGUUCCAGGUCAAGAGCUUGACGGUGAUAAAACUUUGGUAAAUGAUAGGAUGCUUAAUGAUCAAAAAGAGGUCUCAUAG